UGUGUUUUCUCAGGAAGCAGCUGAAGAUACACUGGGAAUCCGGGGAGGCGCGGGGGGGACAAGGUGCCGCGCUACCUCAACAUGGGCGAGCACGGAUUGGAGCUGGCAUCUAUGAUUCCCGCCCUGCGGGAGCUGGGCAGUGCCAGUCCAGAGGAAUAUAAUACGGUUGCACAGAAGCCAAGACAAAUUCUAUGUCAGUUCAUUGACCGAAUACUUACAGAUGUAAAUGUUGUUGCUGUAGAACUUGUAAAGAAAACUGACUCUCAGCCAACUUCUGUAAUGUUGCUUGAUUUCAUCCAGCAUAUCAUGAAGUCCUCCCCACUUAUGUUUGUAAAUGUGAAUGAGAGCCAUAGGCAAGAUGAGGUCAAAGACAGUUGUAUUGAAUUCAGCAAUUGGAUCAUAACAAGACUUUUGAGGAUUGCAGCAACUCCAUCUUGUCAUAUGUUACACCAGAAAAUCUGUGAAGUCAUUUGCUCAUUGUUAUUUCUUUGUAAAAGCAAGAAUCCUGCUAUUUUUGGACUGCUGACAAAGGAAUUAUUACAUCUUUUUGAAGACUUGAUUGACCUCCACAGAAGAUGUGUAACGGGACAGUUUGUGGAUUGGCCAGUAGUAGUUAGUCGGUUUUUAAGUCAGUUAGAUGAGCAGAUGGGAUAUUUACAACCAGCUCCUUUGCAGCUCAUGAACCUGCAAAACUUAGAAUUCAUUGAAGUCACUUUAUUAACGGUUAUUAGUCGUAUUACUGCCAUUGUAUUUUUUAGAAGGCAAGAACUCUUACUUUGGCGGAUAGGUUGUGUGCUGCUAGAGUGUGGUAGUCCAAAAAUCAAAUCUAUAGCAAUUAGCUUUUUAACUAAACUGUUUGAGCUUGGAGGACUACCAGCACAACCAGCCAGUGCCUUUUUCAGCUCGUUUUUGGAAAUCUUAAAACAUCUUGCAGAAAUGGAUGCUGACCAAUUAAAACUCUAUGAAGAGCCAUUAUCAAAGCUAAUAAAGAAACUUUUCCCCUUUGAAGCAGAAGCUUACAGAAAUAUUGAACCUGUCUAUUUAAAUAUGCUGCUGGAAAAUCUCUGUGUCAUGUUUGAAGAUGGGGUGCUUAUGCGGCUCAAGUCUGAUUUGCUGAAAGCAGCUUUGUGCCACUUACUGCAGUAUUUCCUUAAAUAUGUGCCAGCAGGGUAUGAAUCUGCUUUACAAGUCAGAAAGGACUAUGUGAGAAGUAUUUGUAAGGCUCUUGUAGAUGUGCUUGGAGUUGAGACUGAUGCAGAGUACUUAUUAGGCCCACUUUAUACAGCCUUAAAAAUGGAAAGUAUGGAAAUCAUUGAAGUGGCUCAGAGUCAAGUUCAACAAGAAAACCUCAGCAUUAGUAGUGAUGAACAAUCAUCCAAAAGACGUCGACUCAGCUCAUCUCUAAACUCUUUGAGAAGUGCAACAAAACAGAAUGAGGAAGUUAAACAUGUGGAUAUGAGCAAAAAGAGCAUAUUAUGGAGUGCACUGAAACAGAAAGUGGAUUCCCUUCAGAUGUUCUUUGAAAGCAGUAGUCUGAAGAAUCCUGCUAUUGCGACUAUAGAAGGAAUCACAAUUGUCCUCCAACUAACUGCUCUAUGUACUGUUCAUUGUUCUCAUCAAGAUAUGGACUGCCAUAAUUUCAAAGACUGUCAACAGAAAUGUGAGAAGAAAUCUUCAGUAGUGAUAACUUGGAUGUCUUUGGAUUUUUACAAAAAAGUGCUUACAGGCUGUAGGAGUCUGUUAGAAUCUGUUCAGAAACCUGACUUGGAGAAAGUCAUUGAUAAAGUGGUGAAAAUAUAUGAUGCUUUCAUUUAUAUUCAAGUGAAAAGUUCAUUUGAAGAUGACAUUCUGGAAGAAUUAUGUGGAAUGCUAUCACUUCCAUGGAUUUACUGUCAUUCUGAUGAUAGUUCUUUAAAGUUGACCAAAUGUGCUAGUAAUCUCCUAACAUUAAGCCAAAGGAUUUCAGAUAGCUACUCACCACAGGCACAGUCAAAAUGUGUGUUUCUUCUGACUCUGUUUCCAAAAAGAAUAUUUUUCAAGUGGAGAAUAGCAGUUUACCACUGGUGCUUGCAGAGCUCACAUGAAAUAAUACGUGCAAGUUGUGUCCAGGGAUUUUUUAUCUUACCGCAGCAGCAGAAUUCUUGCAGCAAAGUUCCCAAGAUUCUUAUAGAUAAAGUCAAAGAUGAUUCUGACACUGUCAAGAAAGAAUUCGCUUCUAUCCUUGGGCAACUUGUCUGUAUGCUUCAUGGCACAUUCCACUUGAUAAGUUCGUUAACAGAACCUUUCUCUGAACAUGGACAUACUGACCUCUUCUGUAAGAGCCUAAAAGUCACUUCUCAAGAUGAUUGUUCAACUUCUCGACUAAAAGCUUCUAUUUGCAAGCCAUUCCUUUUUCUGCUGGAAAAAAAAAUACCUAGUCCAGUGAAACUUGCUUUCAUAGAUAAUCUCUAUCAUCUUUGUAAGCAUCUUGAUUUUAAAGAGAAUGAAGCAGAUGUAAAAACAGUUCUUGGAACUUUAUUAAAUUUAAUGGAAGAUCCAGACAAGGAUGUUAGAGUGGCUUUUAGUGGCAACAUCAAACAUAUAUUAAAAUUCUUGGACUCUGAAGAUGGAUUUAUAAAAGAGCUUUUUGUCUUAAAAAUGAAGGAAGCAUAUACACAGGCUCAAAUCUCAAGAAAUUAUGAUUUGAAGGAUUCCUUGAUUCUUACAACAGGGGAUAUUGGAAGGGCAGCAAAAGGUGAUUUGGUUUCUUUUGCACUCUUGCACUUAUUGCACUGUUUAUUAUCCAAGUCAGCAUCUGUCUCCGGAGCAGCAUACACAGAAAUUAGAGCUUUGGUUGCAGCUAAAAGUGUUAAACUGCAAAACUUUUUCAGUCAAUAUAAGAAGCCCAUAUGUCAGUUUUUGGUAGAGUCGCUCCAUUCCAGUCAGAUGACAGCCCUUCAUAGUGUUUCUUGUCAGAAUGCUGAGAUGCAAAAACAAGAUGUGGCUCACCAGAGGGAAAUGGCUUUAAAUACCUUGUCUGAAAUUGCCAAUGUUUUUGAUUUUCCUGACCUUAACCGUUUCCUUACUAGGACAUUGCAAGUUCUGCUACCUGACCUUGCUGCCAAAGCAAGCCCUGCAGCUUCUGCUCUCAUCCGGACUUUAGGAAAACAAUUAAACGUCAAUCGUAGAGAGAUUUUAAUAAAUAACUUCAAGUAUAUUUUUUCUCACUUGGUGUGUUCUUGUUCCAAGGAUGAAUUAGAACGUGCCCUUCACUAUCUGAAGAAUGAAACAGAAAUUGAACUGGGAAGUCUGUUGAGACAGGAUUUUCAAGGACUGCAUAAUGAAUUGUUGCUACGAAUUGGAGAACACUACCAACAGGUUUUCAAUGGUUUGUCAAUACUCGCCUCAUUUGCAUCUAGUGAUGAUCCUUAUCAGGGCCCACGAGAUAUAACAUCACCUGAAUUAAUGGCUGAUUAUUUGCAACCCAAGUUGUUAGGAAUUUUGGCCUUUUUUAACAUGCAGUUACUGAGCUCCAGCGUUGGCAUUGAAGACAAGAAAAUGGCCUUAAAUAGUCUGAUGGCUUUGAUGAAAUUGAUGGGACCCAAACAUGUCAGUUCUGUGAGGGUGAAGAUGAUGACAACACUGAGAACUGGCCUUAGAUUUAAAGAUGAUUUUCCUGAAUUGUGUUGCAGAGCUUGGGACUGCUUUGUUCGUUGUCUGGAUCAUGCUUACCUAGGUUCACUUCUCAGUCAUGUAAUAGUAGCUUUGCUACCUCUCAUAUAUAUCCAGCCUAAAGAAACUGCAGCUAUAUUUCACUACCUCAUCAUUGAAAACAGGGAUGCUGUGCAAGAUUUCCUUCAUGAAAUAUAUUUUUUACCUGAUCAUCAAGAAUUAGAAAAGAUAAAAGCUGUUUUACAGGAAUACAGAAAGGAGACUUCUGAGACUACUGAUCUUCAGACAACUCUUCAGCUAUCCAUGAAAGCAAUUCAGCAUGAAAAUGUGGAUGUUCGCAUUCAUGCUCUCACAAGCUUGAAGGAAAUUCUGUAUAAAAAUCAGGAAAAACUGAUAAAAUAUGCAACAGACAGUGAAACAGUGGAGCCUGUUAUCUCACAAUUGGUAGCAGUACUUUUGAAAGGUUGUCAAGAUGCAAACUCUCAAGCUCGGUUGCUCUGUGGGGAAUGUUUAGGGCAGUUGGGAGCAAUAGAUCCAGGUCGACUAGAUUUCUCAACAACUAAAACUCAAGGAAAAGAUUUAACAUUUGUGACUGGAGUUGAAGAUUCAAAUUUUGCCUAUGGAUUAUUGAUGGAACUGACAAGAGCUUACCUUGCAUAUGCAGAUAAUAGCCGUGCUCAGGAUUCAGCUGCAUAUGCCAUUCAGGAGUUGCUUUCUAUUUAUGACUGUAGAGAGAUGCAGACUGAUGGCCCAGGUUACCAGUUGUGGAAAAGGUUUCCUGAGCAUGUUCGGGAAAUACUGGAACCUCAUCAACAUACUAGAUACAAAAGUUCACAGAAGUCAACAGAUUGUUCUGGAGUAAAGAAGCCAAUUUACUUAAGUAAACUAGGUACUAACUUUGCAGAGUGGUCAGCAUCUUGGGCAGGCUAUCUUAUAACAAAGGUUCGGCAUGAGCUUGCCAGUAAAAUCUUCACUUGCUGUAGCAUUAUGAUGAAGCAUGAUUUCAAGGUGACCAUCUACCUUCUCCCACAUAUUCUAGUCUAUGUCUUGUUGGGUUGUAAUCAAGAAGAUCAGCAGGAGGUUUAUGCAGAAAUUAUGGCAGUUCUGAAGCAUGAUGAUCAGCAUACUGUAAGAACACAAGACAGUGCUUCUGACCUGUGUCAGCUUAGUACACAGACUGUAUUCUCCAUGCUUGACCAUCUCACACAAUGGGCAAGACACAAGCUUCAGGCACUAAAUACUGAGAAAUUUCCACAAAGCAAACACAAAGAUAAGACACAACCAAUGGCAUCUACUGUGGAUUAUGAAGACUAUCAGAGUGUAUCUCGUUUUCUAGACCUCAUACCUCAGGAUACCCUGGCUGUAGCUUCCUUUCGCUCCAAAGCAUACACAAGAGCUGUAAUGCACUUUGAAUCAUUUAUUACAGAAAAGAAACAAAAUAUUCAAGAACAUCUGGGAUUUUUACAGAAAUUAUAUGCUGCUAUGCAUGAGCCAGAUGGAGUGGCAGGAGUAAGUGCUAUUCGAAAGGCAGAACCUUCGUUGAAAGAGCAGAUCCUUGAACAUGAAAGCAUCGGUUUACUGAGGGAUGCCACUGCAUGUUAUGACAGAGCUAUUCAGCUAGAACCAGACCAGAUCAUUCAUUACCAUGGUGUAGUGAAGUCCAUGUUAGGUCUUGGUCAGCUGUCUACUGUAAUCACUCAGGUGAAUGGAGUGCAUGCUAACAGGUCUGAAUGGACAGAUGAAUUAAAUACAUACAGAGUGGAAGCAGCUUGGAAAUUGUCACAGUGGGAUUUAGUGGAAAACUAUUUGGCAGCAGAUGGAAAAUCAACAACAUGGAGUGUCAGACUGGGACAGUUGUUGUUAUCAGCUAAAAAAAGAGAUAUCACAGCUUUUUAUGACACAUUGAAACUAGUGAGAGCAGAACAAAUUGUGCCUCUUUCAGCUGCAAGCUUUGAAAGAGGCUCCUAUCAACGAGGAUAUGAAUAUAUUGUGAGAUUGCACAUGUUAUGUGAGUUAGAGCAUAGCAUCAAACCACUUUUUCACCAGUCUCCAAGUGACAGUUCUCAAGAAGAGUCUCUGAACUGGGUAGCUCGACUAGAAAUGACCCAAAAUUCCUACAGAGCCAAAGAACCCAUUCUCGCUCUCCGGAGAGCUUUAUUAAGCCUCAAUAAAAGGCCAGAUUUCAAUGAAAUGGUUGGAGAAUGUUGGCUACAGAGUGCCAGAGUAGCAAGAAAGGCUGGUCACCACCAGACAGCCUACAACGCCCUCCUUAAUGCUGGAGAAUCCCGGCUUGCUGAACUGUAUGUGGAAAGGGCUAAGUGGCUGUGGUCCAAGGGUGAUGUUCACCAGGCACUAAUUGUUCUUCAGAAGGGUGUUGAAUUAUGCUUUCCUGAAAAUGAAACCCUAACUGAGAGUAAAAACAUGUUAAUUCAUGGUCGAGCUAUGCUACUAGUGGGCCGAUUUAUGGAAGAAACAGCUAACUUUGAAAGCAAUGCCGUUAUGAAAAAAUAUAAGGAUGUGACCCUGUUCCUACCAGAAUGGGAGGAUGGGCAUUUCUAUCUUGCCAAGUACUAUGACAAAUUGAUGCCCAUGGUUACAGACAACAAGAUGGAAAAGCAGGGUGAUCUCAUUCGGUAUAUAGUCCUUCACUUUGGAAGAUCUCUACAAUAUGGAAAUCAAUUCAUUUAUCAGUCUAUGCCACGAAUGUUGUCACUUUGGCUUGAUUUUGGUGCUAAGGCAUAUGAGUGGGAAAAAGCUGGCCGCUGUGAUCGUUUACAAAUGAGAAAUGAUUUAACAAAAAUAAACAAGGUUAUUACAGAACACACAAGUCACUUAGCUCCGUAUCAGUUCUUGACUGCUUUUUCACAGUUGAUCUCCCGAAUUUGUCAUUCUCAUGAUGAAGUUUUUGUUGUCUUGAUGGAAAUUAUAGCCAAAGUGUUCCUGGCCUAUCCUCAGCAAGCAAUGUGGAUGAUGACGGCUGUGUCGAAGUCUUCUUAUCCUAUGCGUGUGAACCGAUGCAAGGAAAUCCUAAAUAAAGCUAUUCAGAUGAAAAAAUCCUUAGAAAAGUUUGUUGGAGAUGCAACUCGCCUAACAGAUAAGCUUCUGGAAUUAUGCAACAAACCGGUGGAUGGAAGUAGUUCCACGUUAAGUAUAAGCACUCAUUUUAAAAUGCUUAAAAAACUAGUAGAAGAUACAUCAUUUAGUGAAAUCCUUAUUCCUUUACAAUCGGUCAUGAUACCUACUCUUCCAUCAAUUCCUGGAGCCCACACUAACCAUGAUCCGUUUCCUGGGCACUGGGCCUAUAUCUCUGGCUUUGAUGAUACGGUAGAAAUUCUUGCUUCUCUUCAGAAGCCAAAGAAAAUUUCUUUAAAAGGAUCUGAUGGAAAAUUCUACAUCAUGAUGUGUAAGCCAAAAGAUGACCUGAGAAAGGAUUGUAGGCUAAUGGAAUUUAACUCCUUGAUUAAUAAGUGCUUAAGAAAAGAUGCAGAAUCUCGUAGAAGAGAACUUCAUAUCCGAACAUAUGCAGUUAUCCCACUGAAUGAUGAAUGUGGGAUUAUUGAAUGGGUUAACAACACUGCUGGCUUAAGACCAAUUCUGACCAAACUGUAUAAAGAAAAAGGAGUUUAUAUGACAGGGAAAGAACUUCGCCAGUGUAUGCUACCAAAGUCUGCAGCUUUAUCUGAAAAACUCAAAAUAUUCCAAGAGUUUCUACUGCCUAGGCAUCCUCCUGUUUUCCAUGAGUGGUUUCUGAGAACGUUCCCUGAUCCUACAUCAUGGUACAGUAGCAGAUCAGCAUACUGCCGUUCAACUGCAGUUAUGUCAAUGGUUGGUUAUAUUCUGGGUCUUGGGGACCGUCAUGGUGAAAACAUUCUAUUUGAUUCUUUGACUGGUGAAUGUGUACAUGUAGAUUUCAACUGUCUCUUCAAUAAGGGAGAAUCCUUUGAAGUUCCAGAAAUUGUUCCAUUUCGCCUGACUCAUAAUAUGGUUAAUGGAAUGGGCCCUAUGGGAACUGAAGGUCUUUUUCGAAGAGCUUGUGAAGUUACAAUGAGGCUGAUGAGAGAUCAGAGAGAGCCUUUAGUGAGUGUCUUGAAGACUUUUCUACAUGAUCCUCUUGUAGAGUGGAGUAAACCAGUGAAAGGAAAUUCCAAAGCACCACUGAAUGAAACUGGGGAAGUAGUCAAUGAAAAGGCCAAGACCCAUGUUCUUGACAUUGAACAGCGACUGCAAGGAGUAAUCAAGAAUCGAAAUAGAGUGACAGGGCUGCCAUUAUCUAUUGAAGGACAUGUGCAUUACCUUAUCCAAGAAGCUACUGAUGAAAACUUACUAUGUCAGAUGUACCUUGGUUGGACCCCAUAUAUGUGAAAUAAAUUACCUCAAAGAAUAUGCUGAUAAUCAAAAGUUAAUGGAUUUUGUAUUGAUCUGCAGUUGUAUCUAUUCCAUUCAAAGUAUAAGUUUAUGUUCUCACAACAGUUGGUAUUUCUCCCUGGUAAUAAAUUUAAAAUAUUUUACUAUCAAGGAAUAAACUGCAUUUUUAAUUUA
Molecule: messenger RNA, 8190 nt
Organism: Erinaceus europaeus (western European hedgehog)
Lineage: Eukaryota; Metazoa; Chordata; Mammalia; Eulipotyphla; Erinaceidae
Gene: ATR
Product: ATR serine/threonine kinase
Exons: 47
Coding region: 82-8013 (2643 amino acids)
Biological process (GO): protein phosphorylation; telomere maintenance; DNA damage checkpoint signaling
Cellular component (GO): nucleus
Molecular function (GO): protein binding; protein serine/threonine kinase activity
Source: RefSeq, a predicted model, not a curated record